Messenger RNA from Colossoma macropomum (tambaqui), 539 nucleotides. RefSeq names its product transcription factor HES-5-like. NCBI's taxonomy places the organism in Eukaryota, Metazoa, Chordata, Actinopteri, Characiformes, Serrasalmidae. Gene Ontology annotation, biological process: regulation of neurogenesis; anterior/posterior pattern specification; regulation of transcription by RNA polymerase II. The transcript has 2 exons. Gene Ontology annotation, cellular component: nucleus. Gene Ontology annotation, molecular function: DNA-binding transcription factor activity, RNA polymerase II-specific; RNA polymerase II cis-regulatory region sequence-specific DNA binding; protein dimerization activity. The coding region runs from base 39 to 533 and encodes 164 amino acids. The record is from RefSeq and is a predicted model, not a curated record.
ACUCUACACAGAGAGAUCUACAGCACUGAGAUACAGCCAUGACUCCUGCAGUCACUUCAGCAAUGACCAUCUCAAAGGAGCACCUACCUCUGAGCAACAAGUUGAGAAAGCCAGUGGUGGAGAAGAUGCGCAGAGAUCGUAUCAACAGCAGCAUUGAGCAGCUCAAGACUCUCCUGGCUCCAGAGUUCCUCAACCAGCAGUCCGACUCCAAGCUGGAGAAAGCAGACAUCCUGGAGAUGACGGUCAGCUUCCUGAGACGACAGCAGAAGCAGCAACAGCCUGCAUUCUCCACCAGUUCAACAGCUGUCAGUCAAGGCUUCUCCAGAUGUGUCAAUGAAGUUGUGCACUUCCUGUCCAAAGAUGAGGUGAAGACACAGUCUCAGAGAAAACUGCUGAACCACUUCCAGAACCUGCAGCCAUCAACAGAAGAGAAAUGGAGGGAAAGUGUUCAGCCUAUGCUGAGCUCUGCAGACCAAAAGACCAUCAGCAAAGAGAAGAGUUCAGCCAAGAUUGCCCUCUGGAGGCCCUGGUAGUGUCUG